AUGCAGUUGAAAGAUGUGCAAGUCCCAACGAUUCCUUCCCUGAGGAUCAUCAAUCGCGAGAUCACAUUUGAGAAACUCGGCGAAAUCCUUGAAGAAGAACGAACAGAACGUGUUGACGAGGUAGCCGAGCAUGAUGAAGAGAUCCAGCAAGCAGAAGAGGAACAAAUGCUUAACGACGAUCAUGCAGCCGAAACAAAUGCCGAUGGUUCGAGGAAUUCCUUGGUCUGGGAUGUUGUAGAUGAAGAGAUAAAAGAUCUAUACACAUUCAUGAUAACAAUCCUCAGACAAAGAGCAAUUGCCGAAUCAACAGUUGAUCCAACGAUCAAUAAAGACGAUAGAGCCAAGGAAUUGAGUGAUGCUUACGAUUUCUUCAUAGAGCAAGAUGAUUCCCAUCUUAUAAAUGGUCAUCAUCUUGCUCAAAAUGAUGGCAAGUUUUGGUAC
Messenger RNA from Trichomonas vaginalis G3, 441 nucleotides. RefSeq lists its product as uncharacterized. The annotation marks the transcript as partial. The record is from RefSeq and is a predicted model, not a curated record. Lineage: Eukaryota; Parabasalia; Trichomonadida; Trichomonadidae. The transcript has a single exon.